AUGAUAUCUGUUGUUAUACUCAUGCGGGGUCUCUCUUCUGCAGCAGCAACAGCAGCAACAGCAGCAGCAGCAGCAGGAGAUGCAGCAGUAGCAGGAGAUGCAGCAGCAGGAGAUGCAGCAGCAGCAGGAGAUGCAGCAGCAGCAGCAGGAGAUGCAGCAGCAGCAGCAGCAGGAGAUGCAGCAGCAGCAGCAGCAGGAGAUGCAGCAGGGAAUGCAGCAGGAAAUGCAGCAGAUAGAAACAUACCAGAGAAGCAGCAACAUGGCUACCCUGCUGGUACCCAACCGAAGUCAAAGCAGCAGCAGCAGCAGCAGCAGCAGCAGCAACAGCAGCAGCAGCAGCAGUAG
Molecule: messenger RNA, 345 nt
Organism: Eimeria mitis
Lineage: Eukaryota; Apicomplexa; Conoidasida; Eucoccidiorida; Eimeriidae
Exons: 2
Coding region: 1-345 (114 amino acids)
Source: RefSeq, a predicted model, not a curated record